AUGCGCGUCCUUUGUCCCUCAAGACGCCAGCCCCUUUCUUUCACAUCGGUUGCUCCUUAUCUGAAAAGCUCUUUACCCCUUCUAUCUCAGGCACGAUGCUUCCACGAAAGUCGCUCAAGCUCCAAGAAUUCGGCAAUCUUCCAACACAGCCUGCAGAGAACUCUCGAGGCGCAUCGGUCCUCGAAUCGAGCCAGUUUAAUCCGCAGGGUACCGGGUAAGGCAGACCCUGAGGACACCCCGGAGGAUGCGGCGAAAGGCGAGGUCCCAUCGUUCAACUCGCCGACCGCGAGUGUAACUUCGAGGCCUCCCUCGACCCCGAGAAGUCCCAAAAGGAAACCUCGCUCCGUCCUGAAACCCGAUCAACCCUCCCAUACCUCCCAACCUACUGUCCUACAUCGAUCAAUACGGUGGAACCCUGACCCCAAAAAUGGCCGGUCAGCUCAGUCUCCGUGGUUAGAAGACUUGGAUUCAACCCUGUCCUUCAGUGAUGGUCUCUCGCAGCUGGAUGCGGAGAUCUGCGCACUUGAGAAAUACCUAAGGCCCACCCCACCCGAGGAGGAGCAGGUAUAUACAGUCGCCACGGACGUUGCUCGUUGGCUUGAGGGCACCGUGCCCCACGGGCCCCUUAUCAUCGGGUCAUGGCGAACCGGGCUGGCAAUGAGUCACUCCGAUCUUGACCUCCUUUUGCCCGUUCCUGACUCGGUACGAUCUAUUGAAAGUGUUCGAAAGCCAAGCGCUACGCGCCCAAAGGCCUUGAAUCUACAUAGGAGCCUAUUACGCGAUGUUGAACAAACACUACGGAAAUGUCCAUCUUUCGACCACCACAUAUACCGAUCAACAGAGAUGGGCUCCAUCACAGCUAUCCAUAGCCGAACUGGUCUCCGGCUGCGCUUUUACUGUGGCGAAGGUUCACCCCCAAUAAUUGAGUAUAUCAGAGAUUAUUGUGCCGAGUACCCUUCACUUCGGCCUCUAUACAUGGCCACACGACUUAUCCUUGAAUCUCAAGGUGUGUAUGGCCGUCACGCAUCGUCCAUCACAUCGGAGGCACUUGUCAUGCUUGUUGUGGCCUUUCUGAAGAUGAACCAUGGUCGGUUUCGACGAUCAGAUAACCUCGGCGAGACUCUUCUUGCCUUGUUGCAAAUGUACGGCACCCAAGUCGAUUUCGCGAAAACCGGUAUCUCCGUCGACCCUCCGGAAUUCUUCGAUGCGGACACCAUUAAAAUUGCCAGCCGCAUGCACGGCUUGGACGACAUCCCUGCUCAUCUGCGUGGCCAACGAGCCAUCAUCAACCUCAGAAGAACCGCCGCGGUCAGAGGCAACAAGGUUGCGGCCACACGGCUAUGUUUGCAGAACCCCACCAACUAUAUGGAUGACCUGGGCCGUUCUUGUAUCGAGACCACGGCGCUGAAGUCCGCGUUGGCGGGCGCUUACGAGCGUCUCGGAACAGCUCUUGAUACGUGGGAGAGGUUUCCGUUGGUUGAUCCAAAUCGUAGUGUGCUGAGUCGUAUCCUGCACGCUAACUUCGAUGAUUUCAACGAUGUGCGCCGUCGACUCGCUUUGGGGGGUCGUGCGUCUACGUGA
This is a messenger RNA of Aspergillus ibericus CBS 121593, 1581 nucleotides long. RefSeq lists its product as uncharacterized. The coding region runs from base 1 to 1581 and encodes 526 amino acids. The transcript has a single exon. Gene Ontology annotation, cellular component: TRAMP complex; nucleolus. Gene Ontology annotation, biological process: RNA 3'-end processing. Gene Ontology annotation, molecular function: poly(A) RNA polymerase activity; mRNA binding. NCBI's taxonomy places the organism in Eukaryota, Fungi, Ascomycota, Eurotiomycetes, Eurotiales, Aspergillaceae. The record is from RefSeq and is a predicted model, not a curated record.